Messenger RNA from Ceraceosorus guamensis, 1091 nucleotides. RefSeq lists its product as hypothetical. The transcript has a single exon. NCBI's taxonomy places the organism in Eukaryota, Fungi, Basidiomycota, Exobasidiomycetes, Ceraceosorales, Ceraceosoraceae. The record is from RefSeq and is a predicted model, not a curated record. Bases 200 to 877 code for a protein of 225 amino acids.
CGCUUCUUUCCGUGGGCGAUUUAGCACUCCCAAACCGCGCAAGAGGCCUUUUACGCCCUCCACUCCCUCUCCAAUAAGAAGGAGGAGCAGGAGCAAAAGCGGAUCCGUAGCGCCGAGGACAACUUCGGUUUUGAGAGCGAGCUCGCUCAACCCUUCCGUGCUUGCCUCUCUGGGCGAGCACCGUCUUCGAUCUCCGUCGAUGUUCAGCAUCGCCAGGACUCGUACGCCGAGCAUAUCUCCUCGGUCCGUCCGAGGCUCAAUGGCUCCACCCAGCACGCCUCACAGACGAGAAGCACGCAAUAGCAACGUCAAUGUCGACGCUGCCGGUGCCGGUGCACCGCAUUCUCCAUUGGCUCGUCUUCUGGGAGCAGAUCGAUCCAUCGAUCUCGAAGCUCUCGAGGCUUCCCCUUCGCGCGCAGCAGCGCUUCGUCGAGCCUCUGCGGCGCCCAGCAGCAGCACCAAUCGCCAGACAGCGCCGCCAUCUGAAUUAGCAUCGGCUCAUCUGCCAACCCGCGCUUCUGCUUCCAUCGCCAACGCAGAUGGCAUCGGCAUGCGGGAUGAAGGCUACGAUUCAUCAUCCGACGGCGACGGAUUCCAAAUCACCUCGUGCCGCACCGCUUCGCCAGCGCAAUCUCAAUCAGGCCUCACUGCCCUCUCAGCCUCACCUCCGCCCGACUUCAGAACGCAGCGAUCUUGUCGACAAGAUUGCGUCGUUAGGAUCUCGAUGGAAGGUCCGGGAGGUGUGAGCCUGGACUGCCAGAUUCCCAUUUCUCAGGAGCUAGCUGCCAGAUCGGCGGUGCUGCGCGCGGAAUUUGCGAGAAUUCCUAGACAGCUACAAAAACGCGUCGAUGAGUUGCACAAGCGAUACGCCUGGUGAAUGAGUCGCUUCGCGCGGAAAAUACUCGUCUAAAAAGGAUUGCUUCGAGCGCCUGAAAAGGGGAUUGAAGUCCGCGAAAGACGAACUCUUCAAAAGACCCGCUUCCUCCUUCUCGCUUCAGAACGUUCUUUCUCGAAGGGUUGGCACAUGACGAUCCGCCGGCCCAGCAUCUCGGCCCUCAUUCUCCGCUCUUGAUGUUCUCCACACUAAGAUU